CAGAUUUGUAUUUCCUACAGUUAUCAGUGCGGUCACACUGGCGAGCGGACGUCCACUUCGCUUCGAUUUGUACGCUUGUGUUUCUUGUAACGGCACGGAAGUGCAUUUCUGGUGUUCUCGUGAAUUCUUUCUGCUCCAGCGGAAAGGAGGUUGAAAGUAUGGCUGAAUAGCGGGAAAUUGGGAGAUGCCGAAACGCCAUUAGCUCCAAUUGCAUGUCGCCGAUUUUCUAAUUGUGUGUGUGUGUUUGUGUGUAAUCGAAAAAUACUGCAAUGCACAUCCGUAUCGAGUUUCCUUGAUUUCCCCACAAAAAGAAGGAAAAAGAGUGCAACUGCUUCGAGUGCUGCUGCACUUGUAUGGAACAACGUACCUACUUGUCUACCAGUACCGACAAAGCCGACGACAUAGCGGGAGACGGAGACGAAGAGCAGUCAAGAUGACGCAGACCAAGCAGCCAGCAGGGCGGUCGUCCACCUCGGUCGGGGACUUAGUGGCCCCUGUUAGCUCCACGAGUGCCUCCAAGUUCACACCCUGCUCCGCCUCCGCCCACGAUGUCCUGCUGAACAACUUCCAGCUAAAGAAGAAGAGCUACAGAGUACUGCUACAUGGGCAGCAGUUGGUUUGGGAGCGGCUGCAGAAGAUAAAGCAUUCGCCCCAAGGAAACGAGACCAAGGCACCGUUGCCGCCGGACUCGCCUUCUCAACCAGGCGGAAUCUGCUCUUAUGGCCCACAAAGCAACGUGCUUCACCUGGACGAUGUGGUUAGCAUAAGGAGCGGGGAUACCAAGGCGAGCUCCCUGAAACCGCCUUCGCCACCAGUCUCGGAACGCAGUUCCAGAUGCAGUGGCGAUGUUGCGCCAGGAAAGCCCACCAGUCAGUACCUGACCAUCAACUAUGCCAUGAGGCUGAGCAAGUCUCAAACGGAUUGCAAUCGGUGGGAGCUAAGGAGACUCACAUUCUUUAACUCGGACCCAUACAUAGUGAGGCAGUGGGACCAGGAGCUGCAAAUCCGUCUGCAUAGCUCUUCCCCCGCACGGAUGCGAGUGCGCCGCCUGUUGGUUUUUAUAAACCCCUAUGGAGGUCGCAAGGCGGGAGCUCAGACCUAUGAGCGCCAUGUAAGACCUAUUUUCCAGCUUGCUGGGGUGGACGCCACGUGCAUCACCACUCAGAGGGCAAACCAAGUGAAAGACAUUCUUCUGAGCCAUGAUCUCGGAGUAUACGAUGCGGUUUGCUGUGUCGGAGGCGAUGGCACCGUGGCAGAAGUCAUAAACGGAUUGAUAUUUCGGCAAAUGCGGGAGCUUGGACUGGACGAACAGCGGCCACCUUACAUUCCAAGGCCGGCACUGCCAGUGGGCGUGAUCCCCGCUGGCAGCACCGACACCAUAGCUUAUAGUAUGCACGGCACGGCGGAUGUGAGGACAGCGGCCAUCCAUGUGAUUCUGGGCCAGCAUCGGGGCCUAGAUGUGUGCAGUGUGAGCAAUGGCCAGUCCCUGCUUAGAUUCUGUGCCAGUGUCUUGAGCUACGGGUACCUGGGCGAUGUGGCAGCCCAGAGCGAGAACUACCGCUGGAUGGGACCGCGUCGGUACGAGUAUAGUGGCGUCAAGGCCUUUCUGAAUAAUCGUGGCUAUGACGCCGAACUGAGAAUGUUGGAGGAGCCCGAUCUCCCGCUGACCACGCCGCUGGAGGUCGUUCCGCAGAGUCCGGACAGCGUGUGCUCGCUGGGAGAGUCAGUGCCCUCCAUCUGCUAUGCCAAUUGCCAGCGCUGCAGCUUCGCUAGCAGCAUACAGGAGCAGCGAUCUUCAUUGUACAUACAGGAGGAAUCCGCAGAGGCGGAGCGCAGUCAGCAGGAGGAAACGGAGGACUCUCAUCUCGCCGCAAGAGAAGAUGCAUUGCUGAGGCCUCGUCCACAUCCAGGAAAUCUUCGAUUGCCCACUGGCUCCAUUUCCUCAAUGAGAAAUCUCGGCAACGAUCAAUGGAAGGUUGUGCGGGGCAAUUUCUUUAUGAUCUGCGGAGCGAACAUCACAUGUGCCUGCGCCAGGAGUCCCAAUGGCAUCUCCCGCUACAGUCACCUGGGUGAUGGUUGCCUGGACCUGAUUCUGGUGAAAAAGACCUCGCUGCUUAACAACGUGCGUUUUCUGCUCAACACAGCGGGCAGAAGCGGCGAUAUACGCAAUUUGCCGUUUGUGGAGGUAUAUCGGACAAGGGAAUUCCAGUUCAGAACGUUUUCCGCUGGCGAGGAAGACUACAGCUUGGCAGGGUCUUGCCAGCCGAUAACUCCGCCUGAAGAAAUGGCUGCCAACUCCUCCUCGACGGAGUUUUCCAGCUGGAACUGUGACGGAGAGGUGGUUACUGACCUGGACAUAACCAUGCGAUCACAUUGUCAGCUCAUCGAGGUCUUCAUGCGGGGCCCCCAUUCCUACAGCAAGCCCCUCAAGGGCGGCAUCAUGCCGGCAACCCCAACUAGCUCUAGCGAUAAUGUUUACUGCUGCUGCAAAGACUAGAAGUUUUAAGCAAAUAGAAUUAGCAUCAAUCAUUGGCCGUGACAUGUAGCUCUUAGUUUUGCGUAGGGUAUUCUUGUUCGUAUAUGACCCGUGUUAAAGAGCGGAAAUCCCCGUCAUUGUUUUUAGCAUAGCUCAAUAAAGCAACUGAUAUUAGCGACUGUAUUAUGGCAUCUAAAAGAUGCGACAGCAACCGAAGCAUUCCCCUCGGAAGCAUUACUUACAUACCUAUAUAUUUACAAAUUGUGUACUGGUAUACUGGCAAUAAAAAUAUGUUUUUAUG
Molecule: messenger RNA, 2777 nt
Organism: Drosophila erecta
Lineage: Eukaryota; Metazoa; Arthropoda; Insecta; Diptera; Drosophilidae
Product: ceramide kinase
Exons: 4
Coding region: 434-2497 (687 amino acids)
Molecular function (GO): kinase activity
Source: RefSeq, a predicted model, not a curated record